UUCAUUUGGAAUUUCCGCUUGUUGAAGACCUCAAGGCCUCUUUUCCCUCGGUUAACCAGAAACGUCACGCCAGCUUGUGUGAACUGACAGGUUCCUACUGCAAACAAAAACUGAAAGGCUAAGGAGUAUGGACGACGACGUGCUUACAACUCUGAAAAUACUGAUAAUUGGAGAAAGCGGUGUGGGGAAGUCAAGUCUACUCUUGAGAUUCACAGAUGAUACGUUUGAUCCAGAACUUGCAGCCACCAUUGGUGUGGAUUUCAAAGUAAAAACCAUUUCGGUGGACGGUAACAAGGCGAAGCUCGCAAUAUGGGACACAGCUGGCCAAGAGCGCUUCAGAACGCUGACACCUAGCUACUAUCGUGGCGCUCAGGGAGUUAUCCUGGUGUAUGAUGUUACGAGACGUGACACUUUUGCCAAGCUUGAUAACUGGCUAAAUGAGCUGGAGACGUACUGUACAAGAAAUGACCUCGUGAAAAUGCUGGUUGGAAACAAGAUUGAUAAAGAAAACCAUGAGCUUGACAGGAACGAAGGCCUGAAGUUUGCGAGAAAACAUUCCAUGCUUUUUAUAGAGGCUAGCGCGAAGACCCGGGACGGAGUGCAGUGCGCGUUCGAGGAGCUGGUGGAGAAGAUCAUCCAGACCCCGGGGCUGUGGGAGAGCGAGACGCAGGGUCGGGGGGUGCAGCUGUCCGACGAGGAGGGGCACGCCCGGGGCGGCUGUGGGGGGUACUGCUCCGUGCUGUAAAACCCCCCCGCAGGAGAACCCCCCUCCCCCUUAAACACCACGCAUUACGGCAGAUUUAAGGAGAGAGAGAAAAUAAAGAGAAAACAGACGAGGAAGGCAUCAUUUUUUUAAAACCGUUUGAACAGCCUCUGAAGUGUAAAUAGUCCUUGCACGUUUUUCGCGGCUGUGCUCUUAGGGACGUCGCCGCUUGCACACUUCCCCUCCGUAUCAUGGCAGCGCUCGGCGAUCGUUAAGCACCCGCCCCGCCCUCAUCCCGCCAGACGACGUUCGCUGAGCCCGUCCGCUCCGCCCCUUGCAGUCCCCGCCCCCCCCUAAGCACAGCUGCCCUCACCAUGGCGAUGGCUGGCGAACACGAUGUAGGUGUUUGUCCCUGAAGUGGAGAGGGCAGAACAUUCAGAGGCUCUAGUGUGAACAGUCAGUGGCAUUUAUCCAUCCAUGCUGCCUUUUACCAUUUUAUUUCAUUGUUUUUUUUGUUUGUUUGUUUGUUUUUUUCUUCGUUUUAUCUUGUGUUCUUGGUGACACGUUUCUGUUCUAGGACACAAAAA
This is a messenger RNA of Anguilla anguilla (European eel), 1290 nucleotides long. RefSeq names its product RAB18A, member RAS oncogene family (gene rab18a). The transcript is spliced from 7 exons. The record is from RefSeq and is a predicted model, not a curated record. The coding region runs from base 128 to 745 and encodes 205 amino acids. Gene Ontology annotation, molecular function: GTP binding; GTPase activity. NCBI's taxonomy places the organism in Eukaryota, Metazoa, Chordata, Actinopteri, Anguilliformes, Anguillidae.